This is a messenger RNA of Melampsora larici-populina 98AG31, 1221 nucleotides long. RefSeq lists its product as uncharacterized. The transcript has 5 exons. The record is from RefSeq and is a predicted model, not a curated record. The coding region runs from base 1 to 1221 and encodes 406 amino acids. Lineage: Eukaryota; Fungi; Basidiomycota; Pucciniomycetes; Pucciniales; Melampsoraceae.
AUGCAAGAAGACAAUAUUCAAAACAACCAAGAUGCUGCCACACCCGUCACCAAUGCGGCUGUAGCAGCCCUUGUGGCCAACAGCCUGAAGCAGCAAGCCAACCAGUUCAAAGGCAUCAUAAAUGGCCUUCGAACUCAACUCAACAACUUCAAAGACCUUGGCAAGCAAUCUCUAGCAAAGACCCUCGAAAAUCAAAAGUUCCCGCUACACCUAAAGAAUCUCCAGUACCCCCGCCUGCACAUAGACGCCAUCCACUCCAGCCUCCUGACAGAGUUCUACGCUCGCUUCACCACUGCCAAACAAGUCAAAUCUGCAGUUACCGACCCUCGCAGCUGGUACUUGGUGGCCCAAAACGACAUACUCACGUUGAGGUCAUUGAAAAGCGCUGGCGGAAAGGUUGGACGAGCUUGCCAAAUCACUGCCCUCAACACCUUUUGCCAGCUCAUGGCAACCAGCGCUUAUGAUCACGCAAAUGUCAACCCGUCCUAUGUCAAUGCCAUGUCUCAAUUCAUCAAUACUUACAAUCAUUAUGUUCAUCAUUACAUGACACGCAAGUUCAAGACGGAGUCGAAGGAAGCUGGAAAAGUUCAAGUGGAUGGUGUGAAGAAGUGUAUUCAGAAACACAGAGAGCGGAUCCGUGAAAAAGUCCUUGCACACAGUGACGAUGAGGAAGUCCCUGGGAAAUCUUACCUCAUCAGCAAAACUCUGCCUUACCAAUCAAAAAAUGCCAGCAAGUUCAUGAGAAGACUUGACAUUGAGAUGAAGAAAGCUGCCGACAUUGCGGGAGAUACGAUUCACAAGAGGCCGUGUCGAUUGCCUAAGGAACUGGUUCCUUCCAUUUUCAAAAAGGCGCCAAAAAACUUACCUAUUGACUUCUACGACCCCAAAUGGUAUCGCUCACUUCACCCUGGCCAACAACGACUUGUGGCCCAACAAGAUCAAGUUGCACUGUUACCCAAUGCAUCUCAAUCACUCUUUCCCCAAAGCCAUCCUGAUGAAAAACUCGGAGACGCCGCGUUCAACCACAAAUAUUUAGACAUCCUCUUGCUUCCAUACGUGCCGGACGACGACCAUGAGGACGAAGCCGAUUACGUGGGUGAUGGGGAUAUUGAUGAAGGCAAUGACGAUGAUACAGACGAUGUCAUAAUGUCCGAUGACAAGUCAGAUUUUUUUUCAGGUGGAGAUUUUGGAGCUUUGUGUGAUGAUGACAAAGCUGCUUGA